Bactrocera tryoni is the source of this 770-nucleotide messenger RNA. RefSeq lists its product as uncharacterized. The record is from RefSeq and is a predicted model, not a curated record. NCBI's taxonomy places the organism in Eukaryota, Metazoa, Arthropoda, Insecta, Diptera, Tephritidae. The transcript is spliced from 3 exons. The coding region runs from base 18 to 698 and encodes 226 amino acids.
UACGAGUAGUGACCAAAAUGAAAACUACAUUGGCAUUGAUCGCAGUACUCCUCGUACUCCAAAACAAGAGUGUCUCCGCAAAUGUGAAUGUUUCAGAGAUUGUCUCUGCCCUCUUUCAAGCUACUUUUAAUUCAAAUGGAUUUUCGAUGGAAGUCGUUAUAAGUAAACCACUUUCCACUAAUGAAACAUGUGCUAACGAGCUCAAUAUUUCUGUUCGGAAAGACAUUGCCGUUGCUGGGGCGUACAUUCGCCAGGCAUUGAGAAUUCAACAAACUGUCGCUCAGGAAAAUUUUGAAAACCUAAGCCAACUGAAAAAGGAACUCGUAGCAAAUAUAAACAACUGCGUCGUACAAAAUGCAGACAAUAUUUGCUAUUUCUCGGCGAUGCAGCAUACUGUCCGGAAAAUUAAGGCCCUUAACCAUAAUCAAAUACCGGUUGACAAUGCACAAAUAUUCUUCCAUUUAGAAAAACUGUCCAGGAGUUUAGCUAUAGAAUUUGCGAAAUAUAAUGUUUGCUUAUUGCAACACCCGGAAGUUACAUCUCCAAAACCACAAGCCUCGUCAGAAUCCACAGCUUCUUCGCUGAGCACUGAUUCAGAACCUCCAGCCUCUUCACUGAGCACUGAAAAAGGAAGUUCUGAUUCCUCAAGGUCAGAAGAGACCACAGCAAGCUCAUUACUUCUUCCACAAAUUUUAUGAAAUACAAAUAUUUUCAAGAAUAAGUGAAUUGUGCUACAUUUCCGUAACAAAAAGUGAAUUACUAUUUCAACA